Ixodes scapularis (black-legged tick) is the source of this 1797-nucleotide messenger RNA. RefSeq lists its product as uncharacterized. The record is from RefSeq and is a predicted model, not a curated record. Bases 206 to 1447 code for a protein of 413 amino acids. The transcript has 2 exons. Gene Ontology annotation, molecular function: lipid binding. Lineage: Eukaryota; Metazoa; Arthropoda; Arachnida; Ixodida; Ixodidae.
AGAAAGAAAAAAAAAAAAAAAGAGAGAGAUCCACGAGUUGGCCCCAGACCGGAGAGGAGCAUCGGGACGUUCAAACAUCCGCCCAGCUGCGUUUUUAUUUUUCCCGCAACGACAGAGAGUAGAGCAGAGACUCCAGCGACGCGUCUGGAAACCGGAGAUCGCCGGGCCCUGGGCUGCCUCCUCCUCCCGCAACACCUAAGCCGCCAUGGCAGAUGCACGUGGCAGAUCUCGUUUUCUGUGCUUCCUGGUCAGCGCCUUCCUGGUCGCGCUAGCAAAGAGCGAAGGCCUGGUGAGUCUGGGACGAUUUCUCCGAGACCCUUUACCGGUGGCACCUUUUAACGUGACCACAAGAUCGACGCUCGCCACCAUACGAGGCCGUUUCUGGAACCUUCGGCUCGUGGGACUUUCCGGGACUCGACUCCGCCAAGCCACGGCUAAUCUGACCGGACAGAUUGUCGAAGUGACCACGAUCACGGACGUGGUCUCCCUUCAGGGAGAGUACAAGCUCAACGGUGAAUUUGCGUUCUUGUCGUUGAGGGGCGAGGGCCAGUUCUGGAUGAACGCAACGAACGCCGUGGCUUCUGCGAGGGCGGUGCUGGAAAAGGGUCCGGACGGUGGUCCGAGGGUACGCGACGUGGAUGCCAAGCUGGACGUUGGGGACAUCAAGCUGCACAUGGAGAACCUGAUGGGUGGAGGCGGCUGGUCCAGCUUCAGCAAUUCUCUGUUAAACCAGAUCAGCGGGACCGUCUUCAAACAGGCACAAAAAUCCUUGCGCAACGAGCUCCAAGGCAACAUCCGCAAGCAGAUGAACCACGAACUGUCCAGGAUCCCCGUGAACCUCACCACACCCCGAUCGGAGCGGCUCGUCGACGGCCUGAUCGAGCGGGCCGGCGAACAGAUCAGGGCCAUCGGCGCCGAUCCGUUCAGCGUACCGGACCAGAACCACUCUUUCCAACAGGACCUGCUCUUCCUCACCGCCCACGGAGAAGCUCAUCUAACAGAAGGCCGGCUAUACGGUCUCUCGUCCGUGAAACGCGCUGGAGACCUGUUGGCUCUGUACCAGGACCGUCGAGUGCUCUUCGAAGCCGACCUAGAGUUCGGCAACCUAACCGGCGCUUGGAAGUGGUGGGUGCAGUUCUUGGGUGCCGGACCGUCCGGUGAAGCGUCCCUGCUGGUCAAGGGUCUUGCGCUUCAUCUGAGACUGUCGCUACCCGUCGGUGACGACGUGACGGUGGGGCCGCUUCAGCUGGAGGCGCUGGAAUUGAGGGACGUUGGUCAGAUUUGGUUGGAUGUUCACGGCAUGGGCAGUUUUGAUUUUUUGGUCGAGGUGUUCGCGAAUCUGGUGAGCAACGCCAUGAAGUGGCAGAUCGCCGAAGCAGUGCUGGUGCCGAUUGCGGAUGCUAUCCGACAUGAGAUUUCCACUUUGCCUUUGCCUGAGUUUCUCUAGAUCGUUGUCAUUCUUUCUUCUUUUUUUUUUCACAAUUUCUGGAUACAUUUAAUGUUGGCUUCGGUGCUCGGUGUCAAAAUACGUCGCCAUGCCCUGUGUUAACAACAUCGACACCCUACCAAAGCACGCCUCAGCGUGCUCUGCUCUGCAAUAAAAAAAGUCGCAAGCAUGGGUCGCUGAGUGCAGAUCUAUAGUUUCAUGAAGCAUAUUAUAUUGUUUGUUAGUAAUAUGAAUGAUGUGUUAUAACAAGAAUGAUGUGCUGGGCUCUUUCCGCAAAUUCCUCACCUGAUGACAAACAGUACAAAUUUGCUGGGGGUGAUGAAUAAAGCGGAUUUUCUAGUUGUAAAAUA